Entelurus aequoreus (snake pipefish) is the source of this 2783-nucleotide messenger RNA. Its product is annotated as zinc finger protein 391-like. Bases 740 to 2122 code for a protein of 460 amino acids. The record is from RefSeq and is a predicted model, not a curated record. Gene Ontology annotation, biological process: regulation of transcription by RNA polymerase II. The transcript is spliced from 2 exons. Gene Ontology annotation, molecular function: DNA-binding transcription factor activity; RNA polymerase II cis-regulatory region sequence-specific DNA binding. Lineage: Eukaryota; Metazoa; Chordata; Actinopteri; Syngnathiformes; Syngnathidae.
UGUGCAGCAUGCGCUGAUGGAUUGUAGGUUGCAGAGGAAGACACUAAGGGACAAAUUGUACAGUCUUGGUAGGGGAUGGAGUUUAAAGGCAAUUUUAGGGAAGGGAGAAAACAAUAAAGAAUGUAGCAAGGCUCUAAUGGGAUAUCUUAAGAUCACUGGUUUAAUACUGUAGGUUUUAUUUUAUUUAUUUUUAUUUAUUUAUUUUUCUUGUUUUUCCUUUUGUUAUGUGUGGUUUUGUGUAAAUACAUAUUUGACAUGUACUGUAUAUACCAAUAUAGUCUGUAACCGAAGUACUCACCCUGAGGAUACACACUCCAGUGCAGUAGGUGGCGGUAUGCACCUAUAACGUUGGUUGCAACCCGCCUUAAAGUGAAGAAGAAGAAGGAAAAUACGAAGGAAGAUGGUGUUUGAUAGAUAAGGCCUAAACAUGGGCAAUAUAGUUCUGUAUUUUUAAUCAGUACAUACAUGUGCACAUAUAUGUUGUUUGAUAGAGUAAACAUAGUCAGUAAUUGUUUGUAUCCGGAUACAUUAGUCUUAGCGUCUUUUGACGCUUCUCGUGUUUGCUAGUUAACCUAAGCUAGCUGUUAGCCAUCUUAGUUUGCUAGCUUAGCUUGUUAGCUGCUAACAAAGACGCGACAUAUUCCUUCAAUUUUGCGCGUAUUAAGAACACAGAACUAGUUAUCAACACAUCGCUAAGCAGAGAUCAAGUGUGAGUGUAAAGUGUUGUGAUUGUGUGAAAAUGUACGAGGAGGAACUUUGUCCAACAAAAGAGGAGAAGGAACGACAACAUCAACUACUGGACGCUGUUUUCGAGAAACCUCAAGUUGUGUUACACAGAAAAGACGUCUGUGAAGAACAUCUUCACCCUGAGCAACAGAAGUGGAGCAUCAUGAUGGUGAUGGAGGAGCCACAGCCCUCCCACAUUAAGAAGGAAGAAUACCCACUGAUCCUACAUUUUAAAAAGGAAGAGAAGGACCCACUGACACCCCAUUAUAAAGAGGAAGAGGAGGACCCACGGACACCUCAUUUUAAAGAGGAAGGGGAGAACCCACUGACCCCUCACAUUAAGGUGGAAAAGGAGGACCCACUGACCCCUCACAUUAAAGAAGAAGAGGAGGACCCACAGACUCCUCACAUUAAGGAGGAAGAGGAGGAACAACUAACCCCUCACAUUAAGGAGGAAGAGGAGGAACGACUAACCCCUCACAUUAAGGAGGAAGAGGAGGAACACAGCAUCAGUCAGGAGGGAGAGCAUCUUGAAUGUUUGGAGGACUUCCCAGUGACUGGUGUGAUUGUGAAGAGUGAAGAUGAUAAGGUCAAAGGUGAGAGUGAGGAGAAGAGAGAGGCAGAGCCUCCAAGCAGCAGCUCAACUCAACACAUGACAACAGAAGCUGAUGGAGACCACUGUGGAGGAUCACAAGCAGACAAGAUCUUAGCUCCACUAUCAGAUAGUGACGACACAACGUCUCACUCUCCUGACACUGAUGAUGAAGACUCUAAAGAUGAUAAGACAUGUCACACUGACAACACACGCUUUAAAUGUUCUCAGUGUGACAAAACGUUUAAAUACCAUUGGGAUCGGAAAGUACACAUGAGAACACACACUGGAGAAAAACCUUUUGCCUGUUCAGUCUGUGGUAAAGGUUUUACACGAAAUCGUGAUCUGAAAAGACACACAAGAAUCCACACUGGAGAAAACCCCUUUUCUUGUUCAGUCUGUGGUAAAGGUUUUGCGGGAAAAAGUGAUCUGAAAAUACACACAAGAAUGCACACUGGAGAAAAACCCUUUUCCUGUUCAGUCUGUGGUAAAGGUUUCGCACGAAAUAGUCAUCUGAAAAUGCAUACAAGAAUCCACACUGGUGAAAAAUCAUGUAUCUGUUCAGUCUGUGGUCAAGGUUUUAAACAAAAUUGUGAUCUGAAAAGACACACAAGAAUCCACACUGGAGAAAACCCUGUUUCCUGUUCAGUCUGUGGUAAAGGUUUUGCGGGAAAAAGUGAUCUGAAAGUACACACAAGAAUGCACACUGGAGAAAAACCCUUUUCCUGCUCAGUCUGUGGUAAAGGUUUUGCACAAAAUGGUCAUCUGAAAAGACACACAAGAAUCCACACUGGUGAAAAAUAAUUGAUCUGUUCAGUGUGUGGUAAAGGUUUUGCACAAAAUGGUAAUCUGAAAAAAAACACGCAACAAUGCACACAGAGAAAAAAACCCUAUUCGUGUCUUGUCUGUGGUAAAGGUUUUGCACAACAAAGUCAUCUGAAAAGACACAAAUUGCACACUGGAAAAAAAAAGUUACCUGUCCAGUCUAGGGUAAAGGUUUUAUACAAAUUAAGACUCUUAAAGUACACUGGAAACAAACCAUUCGCCUAGAAGGCAUUAUUGAUAAUGCAGAGCAGAAAGCACACUGGUGAAAAUCCUUUUAUCAGCUCAGUCGGCUUUAAAUGUGUCAUAUACAGUCUAUCUUUGAAAAGACACAUUAAAACACACACACACACACUCAAAAAAAAACCUUUAGUUGCAGUGUGUGUGUGUUUUUGUUUGGUAAAUGACAGACCAUGAGAGAUUAUCAUCACACUUCAACAUCUCUAACAUGUAAAUGAUGCGUCUUUCCUAGAUUAGCAUUGUAAAUGUAAAUAUGUUCUUAAUUGUUUUACCCUGGAUAAAUAAAUGUUAAAUAAAUACAUGUAAACUAAGAAGUAAGUGUUUCUAUAUACUACAUUACCCAAAAAGGUUAGUGCUGUAGACAGGAACAGGAAGUAGGUUUGAGUUAUAUUGAAAUACAUUU